Messenger RNA from Colletotrichum scovillei, 1275 nucleotides. RefSeq lists its product as uncharacterized. The transcript has 2 exons. The record is from RefSeq and is a predicted model, not a curated record. Bases 519 to 842 code for a protein of 107 amino acids. Lineage: Eukaryota; Fungi; Ascomycota; Sordariomycetes; Glomerellales; Glomerellaceae.
CGAGAAGGUUCCGGAUUCGGUGAUCCAAACGGUCGCGGAUGUCGGCCACAGUCAACAGCUCAACCACUCCGUAACUUCGACUGUAUCCAAAGCUCAUGACACGCCGCGCAUUUCCCAUGCGUAAAAUGGUUCGUGGAAAUGGCCGAGUGCUUUGGAAGGGGCGAGAGAGGGAGGAGCAAGAGUGCUCCUGCUACCUUGCUGUCCUGCUACGUAGGUACUUGACUGAUUCUAUUGAUCCUGCCACCUCUCUGACCUGCCACCUUCCUAUCCUUCUUGCGAUCCUCCUUCGUACCUUACUGGCCCUGCUGCCUUGCUGUCCUGCUACCUCUGACCUGCGACGUACCUUCCAUUACUGAUUUACUGAUCCUGCUGCCUUGCCGUCACAGGUCUGAUAUCUAUAUCAACCCAACCUCCCACUCUUCUCUUCCUCAAGCCGCAGUUUUCUUCAUCACCUCAAACCACGCCUCCUAGGAACAGCACCUCUUCCCUUAAUUUUGGUCUUCCGUGCAUAUUCAACCAUGAAUACUAUCCAGAAGUGCAUGCGUGCGACGUUCCGACGCAAUCCAAGCCCACUACUCCCAGUGGUGCAGACAAGACUCAUUGCAACAAGACCAGGUCUACCACCAUCUGAUCAACUGCCAUCUGAUCAACCGCCAUCUGAUCAACCGCCAUCUGAUCAACCACCACCUGAUCGACCAACCAACGACACAGCCGAACUUCUUCGAGCUGUCGAGGCACUCAACACUCAGGUUGCAGCACUUGCCGCAGUUCCCCCGCAGGUUGCAGCAAUUCAUGAGACCGUGCAACGAGAAUCGAAAUGGUGGCGCAGGUUUCUCUUCUAGUUGUCGUCAGUCGUGUCGUCUGCGAUUGUGGUGAGCCAUCUAAGCGUAAGUAUGUCUCCUCUGGCGGCGUGUCCUUUACUAACAUUCCCAGGAUGCGUGGGAAUGGGUGACUGCCACCUAUGAAAGACACGUGGGAUAGUACCCAUUAUUAAAAAACUCAACGACGCCUCUGUCCCGUCCCGCCCUAUUUCCCUUUUAUUCGCCUACGAAUAGUUCCGGAAAUGAGUAGAAGUUAGAGAAAGACUAGAGACGGGGAAGACACCUAGAGAUAGGGAAGACACCUAGAGACGGGAGAGACGCCUAGAGAUAGGGGGCAGACAUAGAGACGGGGGGCAAGCUUAGAAAUAAUAGAAAGACUAAAGACGGAUGUACUGAUGGAAGUAGUAGAUCUGUGUAGUAGAGUCGUGUAGUAAAUUUGUAGCGUGAAUGGCAG